CAGCCUUACAACAUGUUUGUCGAAGAGCAAGCGCUGUAUGGUAAAAUAGAUCAAUGGGCCUAUUAAAGAAAGCCCAAUAAGUCUCCGAAUAGUAAAGUAUGUGUGGACUGGAUUCUCCACCACCUUAAGAAAAAGCAAAAGUGGGACGGAGAUAAUAACAUAAAUUCGCAAAAAAAUUAAAAAUAUAAAUCGAAGUUGCUAUGUGGACCGUGAAACCGGCGGCGAUGCCGGUUCAAUUUCUCAGGGGACGAACGGGAGCAGCAACCAUCGUCGGCUCUUCACAGCCUCCGCCGCGUAAUUACGAAAGAAGUUACCGUCGAUUCGUUAACUUCCCUACGAAAUCGCAAACCUCCGAAUCCGAAACCGUCGGCGGACUAGGCCAAAAAAUCCUCCUCCGCACCGGCGAUUCGGAACCUGAUAAACCGAUUCCGAAGGAGAUAAGUGGAUCAGACGUGCUCUGGGCGAUUCAGAGAGCGACGGCUCAGAGGAAGAGAACGAACGCCGGAAAAAAGAAGAUGAUAAGAGGUGUGGAGCUAUCAUCCUCUGCGGGCGAGUCCACCGGAGAUAACGGCGAUGAUUACAGUAACGUGAGGCCGUUAAGGAUCAAUAGUGAUUGGGGACACAAAUUAGUCGAAUUCGAGAAGCUUCUCAAAGAGUUUCAAAACACUGAACUUUGACUUUUGACCUUUUUUAUACAAAAAUUAUUAAGUGUAUAUUUUCCAAUUUAUAUCAUUGUGUUAUUAACGAUUUGAUUAUACGAGAUGUUAAAAUUAUACGAAGUA
Molecule: messenger RNA, 782 nt
Organism: Capsella rubella
Lineage: Eukaryota; Viridiplantae; Streptophyta; Magnoliopsida; Brassicales; Brassicaceae
Exons: 1
Coding region: 201-677 (158 amino acids)
Source: RefSeq, a predicted model, not a curated record